This is a messenger RNA of Cryptomeria japonica (Japanese cedar), 303 nucleotides long. Its product is annotated as antifungal protein ginkbilobin-like protein 1. The transcript has a single exon. NCBI's taxonomy places the organism in Eukaryota, Viridiplantae, Streptophyta, Pinopsida, Cupressales, Cupressaceae. Bases 1 to 303 code for a protein of 100 amino acids. The record is from RefSeq and is a predicted model, not a curated record.
AUGUACUUCUCAGCGAGAGCAACAAUGAGAGCGCCGCUAUAUCUGGCGGCUUUGCUCGUCUUCUCUGUUGUAAUGGUCCACUCCUCGGAUGGAGGAGGCGAGAUAUACGCAGCAUGUAAUGUGGAGAAGUACUCCAACGGCUCCCAGUUUGAUACCAAUCUGGAGGCGCUCUUAAAAACUCUGACAGAGAAAGCAGCCUACGCUGGCUUCGGCGCUUCUGUUUAUGGGCAGGAGACGCCGAACAAGGUGUCUGGGCGCCUCCAGUGCAGAGGAGAUUUGUCUCCUGCCGACUGCCAGGCUUGA